AUGCUAAAUGAUGCAGCAAAGGACAAACAAGACAUAUCCACAUUAAUAAAGGAAUUAAGCGAAAGAAAAAGGAAAAGAAAAGAAAUCUCUGCUAAUUUACAGGGGCCUGCUAAAUCCAAGGAUAUUUUUGAUGAAAAGAUCAAGCUAGAUCAUGUUUUUGGAGAAAGGCCCUCUAAAGGAAUAUUUCAAAAGGCUUGGUCAAGAAUGCAAGGCAUAUGGAAGAGUUAA
Molecule: messenger RNA, 228 nt
Organism: Nematocida parisii ERTm1
Lineage: Eukaryota; Fungi; Microsporidia
Exons: 1
Coding region: 1-228 (75 amino acids)
Source: RefSeq, a predicted model, not a curated record